GAGAGCUCCGUAGAUCGCCUCUGCCCUUAGGUUUCCGUCCGUCUGCAUGGCGGGGAUAAUCCAGUGUGUUGUAAAAGCACGCCACGUUUUAAGCUGCGCCGUGCGGAGGUCAGUUGCAGCAGACCAUCGGUGGACCCACUCUGUGAGAGGAAGAGUAGCAGCCGGCUCACACUCCACUUCCUCUUUUUCACACUCCGCUCCAGGGUCCAUGAUGAGUAAGAAGCUGCUGGUGGAUGUAGAUUGUGGAGUGGACGACGCUCAGGCCAUCAUGUUAGCGCUGGCCGCCCCAAACGUGGAGCUCCUUGGCAUCACGUGUGUGCAUGGAAACACCACAGUGGAGAAUGUGUGUAAGAACACACUUCGCGUUCUGCAAGCCUGCAAUAAACUUGAGAUUCCAGUGUUUAAAGGUGCAGCUAAGCCAAUCCUUGGGAACAGCCUCAGUGCGGGACAUUUCCACGGGCAGGAUGGGUUGGGUGACGCUCCAGACCCCAACGCACCUGGUCUGGACCUGGUUCAGAAGGAGGGUGCUGUGGCCGCUAUGAUCAGGAUUGUCAAUGACAAUCCAGGAGAGGUGUCUCUGGUUGCCACGGCACCCCUCACUAACCUGGCUCUGGCUGUAAGAAUGGAUCCAUCUCUACCGAGCAAACUCCGAGGGCUCUACAUCAUGGGAGGCAACACUGAAUCUCGAGGAAACACUACAGUGUGUGGUGAGUUCAAUUUUGCUGCUGAUCCAGAAGCUGCGUACAUUGUCCUGAACGACUACCGGUGUCCGACCUACUUGGCCUGCUGGGAGUUUACCUGCUACAGCAAGCUGUCCUGGGAGUUUUGCGACACCUGGUUGGCGCAGGACACCGAUAAAGCUCGCUUCAUGGCCCAGAUCUUCAAACACAGCAUCGAGGUUUCACAAAGCGAACGCUUCCAGAAAGAGUUUGUCGCCGGCACGGGUUUUAUUUCCUGCGACUCGUACGCCAUGGCAGCCGCCGUAGACGAUUCAUUCAUCACAGAAAGCGGCCAUUACCCAGUUAGCGUGGAGCUGACGGGCACGCACACCCGAGGCAUGAUGAUAGUAGAUACUGUGGGCUUCCUGAAAGAUGCUCAAAAGGCUUUUAUCAUGAAGAAGGUGGAUAUGGAGAAGUUCAAGCAAAUGAUGAUGGCUGCUUUGAAAUAAAAGCUCUGCCCACACUAAGCAUGUUACAGUUUCCACCCACACAUUUUGGCCCAGUUUUCUGUUGAGUUGUAGAAGAUGCUUAUGUCCUAUUACUCACAAUGAGUAAUUUUUCUAUUUGUGUGUUUAGUAAUAAACUGUAUAUAAAACUGUAACUGACUGCAAACUGUCACUUUGCCUAGAGCAGAAAAGUCCAGAAAUAAAGAAUAAUUCUUUAUGAUGUAAUAUGAAUAUACCUCAAUUGUAUGAUUUGAGGUAUAUUCAUAUUCAUAAAAACUGAUUUUAAAUGUUAAACUUGAAAUCAUAUCUUUCAGUCAGACGUGUUUCUGAUGACAGCGCCUCAUUAAAAUGUUGAUAGAAUCU
Messenger RNA from Etheostoma cragini (Arkansas darter), 1528 nucleotides. RefSeq lists its product as uncharacterized. The transcript has 7 exons. NCBI's taxonomy places the organism in Eukaryota, Metazoa, Chordata, Actinopteri, Perciformes, Percidae. Gene Ontology annotation, molecular function: hydrolase activity, hydrolyzing N-glycosyl compounds. The record is from RefSeq and is a predicted model, not a curated record. The coding region runs from base 47 to 1168 and encodes 373 amino acids.